Molecule: messenger RNA, 4346 nt
Organism: Vanessa tameamea
Lineage: Eukaryota; Metazoa; Arthropoda; Insecta; Lepidoptera; Nymphalidae
Product: histone-lysine N-methyltransferase MECOM-like
Exons: 9
Coding region: 332-3250 (972 amino acids)
Source: RefSeq, a predicted model, not a curated record
AGACAGCGCGGUCACUAUCGCGUUUCCCGCGUGAAAAUCGCUUUCCCCGCGAUCGCCGUGCGGCGGAGCACGUGAACGCAGUGUCCCGUCGACCGCUCGCGUGACACGCCGCGCUCCUCGCGCCGCAUACUCCUGCACUCAUCCUGCAGGACUAGCUAGCGUACGACCCCGACGCCCGCCCGACCUACACUGCGCCCGCUUCACCAAAUCUCGCGCGCGCACUGAAAAAGUUCCAAAUUUGAAAACCGCGAAAACUUUUUAAUAACUAAUUUAGCCGGGUCAUCGAUUUCUAAUUACGGCCAGUAUCUUGUUUACCGAAGAGGUGGAGGCGAUGCGGUCCAAAGCAGUUGCAAGACGGUUACAGGCCCAAGGAAAGCAAGAUGACGGCGAACCUCCAGCCAGCAAAGAUGAGAAUGGCGCGGCAGACAGCCAGGAAUCUGGCAGCCCUCCUCCAAGCCCUAGUGAUUCUACAGCAUCAGAAUCAGCGCCCACCUUAGUGCACAUCAAACAGGAAACUAUGGCCCCAGACAUGAAAGAAUACCACAGUGCAUUAGACUUUGGUCUCCCUGACGCAUACCUACCCCCGAGCUACGAUUAUUCCAGGAAUUAUUUAUCCAGGCCACUGGAUUUACCAAAUCAAAGAUACUUGGAAUCAGCUAAGAGUCCUGAAAGGAAUGAUAAAGAUUACAAGGACGAAUUAGACAAGUUCGACUGCAAUAUGCCAAGUGAACUGGUUGUUAAAUCUGGGGGUAUAUUUGCUAGAGUUAAUAUUCCUUGUGGUACGAAAUAUGGCCCAUUUAACGGUAAAUGGGACACGCAGCCUUUGGAAAGGAGAUACGCAUGGGAGGUGCAUGGAAAAAAUGGAGUUCGCGGCUGGCUGGAUGGUACCACAGAGAAAACAAACUGGCUUAAGUUUGUGCGAUCUACCACUUACUCCCACGACAUUAAUGUUCAGCAUUUCCUCUUAGCUGGUCAAAUCUGGUAUAAGGUGACGCGGGAUAUUGCGUCUGGGCAGGAGUUGCUGCUUGGCCCACGAACGUCUCUGCAGUUACAAGAUGUAGUCUCUGGCAUCGGACGUGAAGGAUCAAGUGUCAACUCUUCGAGCUCUCAGCCUGAGGACGAGGAACGAGAGGAUACUGAGCCUCGGUGUUCUUUUUGCGACGGACCUUUUCCUAACAUCGACGCGCUAGAUCGUCAUCUGAUCCAAGCUCACGCUCAACCUGCAUCAGCUUUUCACUGUGAACUCUGUAAUCGGGCAUACAGCUCCCGUGCUCUUCUGCUGAGACAUCGGGCGCUCACCCACACUGAUAUUAGAAAGUACCCCUGCGAAAAUUGCCCGAAGGUAUUUACCGAUCCUUCCAACCUCCAGCGCCACAUCCGCGCGCAGCACGUCGGCGCGCGCAGCCACGCCUGCCCCGAGUGCGGGAAGACCUUCGCCACGUCCUCUGGGCUCAAGCAGCACACGCACAUCCACUCCAGCGUCAAGCCUUUCCAGUGCAAGGUCUGCUACAAAGCAUACACUCAAUUUUCGAAUUUGUGUCGUCACAAACGAAUGCAUGUUGCGUGUAGAGCUCUCGUUGAAUGUGGAAAAUGCGGACAAUCAUUCCCGUCAUAUGCUGCUUUAACGAAGCAUAAAAGAUUUUGCGACACUGCAUCAGCAGCAAACGUAAACCUUCGAGGGUCACUACCACAAGGCCUUUCUCAGAUACCAUCUUUGUCAAACGUCAUGAAUACUCCAAAUAACACUAAUCCGUUCCCAAUGUAUAGGGGACCGGGAUUGCCUCUGCCAUAUAACACAUUCGCACACUAUCCUGCGUUAUUCUCUGCUGCUGCGGCCGCAUGUCCACCUGAAUUUCUGAGUCCUCUCCUUUUCAAUGUACAAGGUGCAAGAUUAGCAAUGGAACAUGAUAUAGCGCUUAAUGCUAAUUUAGUAGCAAAACAACAACAGGAAGGUAGAAUGUCAGUUAAAAGUAUGGAUAGUUCAACGUCCUUGGAUGAGAUAAAGAAAAGUAAGGAAAUCGACGUGGAAAAUAAUAAAAGGGAUGUAAAUAGAACUACACCAAAACAACAGAAUAUAUACGUUAAGCAAUCACCACCGUCAGCCGAAGAAGCUUCUUCAAAGCAGCGCCCGUCACCAGUUAUGCCAAUGUCGACUUCCAUUGGUCCAUUUAACUUUUCAAGGGAGGAAGUUAAAAAUAAUUCUCCUUUUAACUUGUCCUUGAAACAAAACAACAAUGAACUGAUAAGAAACAAAUCAGUCUCUCCAGCAUUUCCUAGAGAUUUAUCUAAGAAUACUGGAGAUGACAUCGAUAGUAAAUCUAUCAAUGAAGAAGACACGAGAAAGGAACAGAAUCAACCAUUAGAUUUAUCAGUUACGCGAAAGCAUAGCGAUAAAGAAUCAGAUAUGGAAAACGAUGAUCAAUCUUUUCGCAACUCCUCGAUUAAAUCAUAUUCACCUCCCGAAAGUCCCAUCGAUAGAGACAAUAAGACCCCCGAAAAUGAAACCACGAAUGUCGACGUCGAGGCAGUAGAAAUAGAGGAUUCGCCGAAGCCUCUCGUUUCGCCUUCCUUAGCUUUCCCGAUGCCUGUUCACCCUCAGCAUAACAGCAGUCUCAUCGAUGCCAUGUACAGGCCACGCUUUCCACAAUUUCACGCUACUUCGGAUUCUAUCUUAAACUCUUCACAUUCACCCUACGUUCCGAGUCCGUUUAAUUUUUUAUCUCCAGUUCUCGGUGCUGACGGUCCUGAUAGACAACCGAGUGCUUAUGCGAAGUUUCGUGAACUGAGUACCGGAUCGGCUAAGCUUCGCGAUCGUUACGCUUGUACGUUUUGUGGAAAAGUGUUCCCUAGAAGCGCUAACCUAACGCGGCAUCUCCGCACGCAUACCGGAGAGCAGCCUUACAAAUGUAAGUACUGCGAACGUUCAUUUUCGAUAUCGUCCAACUUACAACGGCACGUACGGAACAUACAUAACAAGGAGAGACCCUUUAGAUGUCCGUUGUGCGACAGAUGCUUCGGGCAGCAGACAAACCUCGAUCGGCAUUUGAAAAAGCACGAGGCGGAGGGUGGCGAUUCCCCGAGCUCCGCGGACACGGAGCAGGACGCGUGUUUUGACGAUAUUCGCUCAUUCAUGGGGAAGGUGACUUGUUCUCCCGGGGCGGGCUCUCCGUCCGCGACCUCCCCGCACUCCGCUCACCCCGCGCACCCCGCACACCCGCACCGCCCCUCCGCGCUCGCCAUCUCCACAUAGCCCGGGCCCUACCCGCUGCCGCCGCCGCCGCCGCUGUGGUCUCAGCCCUUCGAGUGAUCGACGAGUACGUUUGGCCGAUUUCGGCUGCCGUUGAUGACUAUCGAUCUUGUACGUAAGUGACGUCUCACGUAGCAAUAGUGGUUACUUAAGUAAAUGUACUUUUCUUCGUAUUACAAUAAUGUUAAUGACAAAUCUUACAUGUAAUCCAGUGCAUACUUUGUUAGAUACGUCAGGAGUCGAAAUUUAUGUAAAAUUACUAGUGCUGUAAAAACUUAGGUUUACGAUUUUAUGCGUUCCUAGAUUUAAUUGUUAAUGAGGAUCUUCGCUUUAGCGAUUUUCUGCACGUAGCUAGGGAAAUUGUAAAAAAUAAUUAGAUGUAAUGAUGUACUUGUGAAAGAUUAAAAUAUCUUUAAGGUGCAUGUAAAUUAUUGUUACAUAAUUGGAAGCGGUGAAUAUUUAAUUUAAAGAUGAUCCUUAUACGAUCUAUCGUUAGUCAAAAAUCUACCAAAGCAAUCGUUCUAAGAUAUUCGGCAAUUGGAUUGAUGAUAUCGGUAUAGAAAUUAAUAUAAAAUUGGCGUUUUCAAAUUGAAAUUAUAACCUCAAAUCAAAUACGAUUAUAAUAUUAAUUAUGUAUUAAAUUUGUUAUUGUAAAUAUCAUUAAAUAACAACACUUCGAGCAUAUCAUGUGUUUAGAUUAAAUCGGAGCUGACAUUUUUAGCUAUUGUAAUAAAUAAUUCAUAUAAGAUUAUAUUACUAUUAAAUUCCUAUAUAAGAAUAAGCUUAAGAUGAUAAUAUCAUGUUCUUUUAUUGACUUUUCAAACAUAUCUUUCUUGAUAAUAAAAAAAAGCUACAAUUAUUUCAUUGUUUAAAGUCACAGAUUAUUAAGAACUAUACACACGUCAUUAUAAUGCCUGUCAAAUAGAUUUUCGAUUAAAAUAUUAUGUUCGGAAGUUUAAUAUUACAAAAAUAAACAAUUAAUUUAAUUGAAAUCAAUGCAAUACAUUAAAAUAGUUAUUUUUACUGUUAUCAUAUCACUUGUGGCACUAGUAAUAAUAAGAAUAUUGUCACACAAUCAAUAAACGCGUCUAUUGUUGAA